AUGAAUCCCGAACGUCGCACGCUGGAAACCAUCCCUGCGGAGCUCGUCAGCCACAUCGGAGAGUUCCUUGGACAGGAGGACCUCGGAUGGCUCCGCAUGACAUCUCAUGAAAUGCAACGAAGAGCGGACUUCUCGUGGGCGCAAUACCUUUGGAGCAUUCGAAUCACGUUUAACCCUCAGGAAUUCGUUAAUCUAUAUACAUUAGUUCAGUCCGAGACCGUGGCUAAAGCUAUAGACACCCUCGCCUUCGCGAAAGCCGACCCCGAGCAGAUUGACCACGCGGUGACCUUGGGCUGGUGUUGUGCGGCUGGAAAAUCACAGGACUACUUGACACAGGCAAUGGAAAGGAUGCCCAACCUUCGAUUCAUCACGAUCAAUGCCGAUACCUUCGACUUUGGCCAUAUCACUUGCAACCCCGCAGCUUGCCCUCACAUUCCCGGUCGUCAUCGAUUCUUUUCGGUGAUCUUUCAAGCUCUGAAGGACAGCGGAACCGGAGUUCAGAGUCUCCAUAUAACCGAGUGCCGUGAGAGAAGAUCAGACCAUCAUCCAUUACCGGUCGCCGAAGACGGGCUCAGCCCUUGUAACGCAAUCAUCCGUCCACUCCCGACAGAGGUCCUUGCCGAGACAAACGAUAUUCUUCUUUCACUUCCUGUACAGGACCUAACACCUCUUCACAACGUGCCUGCCGAGCCGUAUACCGACGUGGCGAGGAUGAUACAGGCGGCAACUCAACUUAAGCAGCUCAUAAUUCUGAAUAGCUGUCGCUGCGGCGGAAACCACGGCUUAUUCACCAGGAUCUUGCCCACUACAAACUAUUCAGCCCUACGCCGCGUCAGCCUGUGCUUCUUUGUGGGCGUUGAUGUGUCACGCUUGACGACCUUCCUGGACAACAACCAUCAGAUCAAGCAGCUCAGCAUGACGGGCUUUGGAAUUACGGGCGAUACCUGGGUGCCUACUCUAGAACUUCUUCGUGACCAAUUUUCUCUCGAGAAGUUUGUCUUCCGCCGGAACUCGUGUUCGGGCGGCCUGGUCUUGUCUACAUGGGAGGGCAGUUUCAAGGCCGUCUGGGACCUGAACAAUCGUAUACAACCUCUGGGCUGGCCGUGGGAUGGAGAUGAGUGGGGGCUGAUCUUGCUAGUGGACGACGACGGCUCAUUAUUCGAGACGGUCCCUGGGCAGUAUGGCAUGAAGGAAGCAUUGUCCUUGUUCAUUCAAGGUUACUACGUAUCACCGCCACUUGAGUUCUACAGGAAAGCUAUGCGGCAACUGGGCUAUUAG
Molecule: messenger RNA, 1278 nt
Organism: Diplodia corticola
Lineage: Eukaryota; Fungi; Ascomycota; Dothideomycetes; Botryosphaeriales; Botryosphaeriaceae
Exons: 2
Coding region: 1-1278 (425 amino acids)
Source: RefSeq, a predicted model, not a curated record